Molecule: messenger RNA, 810 nt
Organism: Quercus robur (English oak)
Lineage: Eukaryota; Viridiplantae; Streptophyta; Magnoliopsida; Fagales; Fagaceae
Exons: 1
Coding region: 1-810 (269 amino acids)
Source: RefSeq, a predicted model, not a curated record
AUGAGCACAAGUGGGUUAAGGAGGACCACCAGCAAGGAAAGGGGAAGGCCAAAAUGUCUUUACUAUCAAUACCAUCAAGGUCAUGGGCAUACAAUCAAGGAUUGUAGAACUCUCCAUGACCAUUUGGAGCAAUUGGUUAAAGUCAAAAAGCUGAAACAAUUCAUGCACCAGCCCUUUGGGCAGGGAAGCCAAGUAGGGUCGGGAUACCAAAGAGAGGCUAUAUCAAAGCCCCCCUUGGGAACCAUCAAUGUUAUUCUCGCCAUCCCAAGCCAGACCAAAAGUCAUACGUCCGAGGUCAUGUCCAUAGCGGCAAGGCAAGAUACCGAGGAACAGGUCCAUGAAUCCAAGUGGGUUAAGAUAGAAGUUCGGCCAACCCUGGGUUUUUUUGACAAGGACAAGAUUGAGACUUAUCAACCCCAUGACAAUGCCUUAGUGGUAACCCUCCUUAUUGGAGGGUAUGACGUAAAAAGGGUUCUAGUCAAUCAAGGAAGCGAGGUUGAAAUCAUGUAUCCCGACCUGUAUAAAAGGUUGAAUUUAAAGCUCGAGGACUUACUUAGAUAUGACUAUCCUCUAGUAGGGUUUGAUAGGAAGAUAGUCAUCCCCAAGGGCAUGAUCAAGUUGCCUGUGCAGACAAGGGCUAAGAUAGUUGAAAUGGAUUUCAUAGUGGUUGAUGCCUUUUCCCCUUACACCACUAUUUUGGCAAAAUCGUGGCUUCACACCAUGGGAGCUAUGUCUUCUACUCUGCACAUAAAGGUGAAGAACCCCAUGGGGGCAAGUUGGAGAGUUGGUAGGAAGUCAGGCAAUGGCUAG